AUGACAUACUGUCUGCAUACGGCACACGCAGGUGGCCAGGAGUGGCGGGAUAUCUCCAACUUUGUUGAAGACUUCAGUGUCACGACAAAUGGGCUCCGAACACCCAAGAAAGCUCUCGAAGUCGCUGGAUCAGCGCUCAACGAGGUGUUCCACUACCCGAGUCCAUCCGAUGUGCAGUACAAAGAAUAUGAGAGGUCGGCGGAAAAUAAUGGACUUCAGCUUCGCGGCUCACAGGAAGCCGAACUUGUUUGUGUAGUCAACCCCUGCAACCCCACGGGAGACUGGGCUAAAAAGUUAUAUGAUACACGUGGAAUCAAGGUCUUUGUCAUACAGUCCUGGACAAAAAUUUGGGCGUGUCCCGGCUUGCGCGUUGGGUCUCUCCUUGCGCCGCAUCCGGACGAGGCGAAACGAAUACGGAAGCAUCAGGUUCCGUGGUCGCUGAAUACCCUGGCGAUUGCCUUUCUCUCCGAGGUGGUGAAGGACACCGACUACAUGAACGAAACGUGGACAGUGACGCCACAGUGGAAUGACGUCUUCCGCAGCGCAUUGCAAAAUAUUCGACCCGACUGGGAUGUCAACGGUCAUCGGUGA
Molecule: messenger RNA, 591 nt
Organism: Besnoitia besnoiti
Lineage: Eukaryota; Apicomplexa; Conoidasida; Eucoccidiorida; Sarcocystidae
Product: aminotransferase, class I/II superfamily protein
Exons: 5
Coding region: 1-591 (196 amino acids)
Biological process (GO): biosynthetic process
Molecular function (GO): pyridoxal phosphate binding
Source: RefSeq, a predicted model, not a curated record